GUGCAACUGCGGGGAGCCGGACAGAUUGCUCGUCCCGACGACGAGGGCGUGACGUAGUCGACUGCCUGUUGAGGUCCAGCGAGAGUCUUGACUGAGACUCUGGGCCGAGAUGCAGUAGUAGAGCCGCUGUACUGCUGCACUGGCGACACUCAUUUCUCAAACCCACGAAACCGUGCAUUCCCCACCGUCAACCUCACUCCAACAUCACAGAGCUGUGCCAGAUCGACGAGCAUCCCCAACGCACAUUGAAAAGUGCUCCAUCUCGUGCCAAUCCCAUUGCGCCUCCCGCCCAACAGCAUCCUGCACCAUCUCAUCAGCUAAAACAUACUUGAGCAGGGGCAGCUUGGCUCAGCACCACAGCCCCAAAACAAUGCACAUCCCGCUCAACCCCCUCGAGGCCCUGCGCAUCGUCGCCUCGCAGUUCGCGCGCCUGCCCUACCCGACGCACGACUUCACGGGCCAGACCAUCAUCGUGACGGGCGCCAACACGGGCCUCGGCCUCGAGGCCGCGCGGCACUUUGUCCGGCUCAACGCCUCCCGGGUGAUUCUCGCCGUGCGCGACCCGGCCAAGGGCGCCGCCGCGGCCGAGUCCAUCGCCGUGUCCACGGGCCGCCCCGGGGUCGCCCAGGUCUGGGACCUCGACCUCUCGCGGCGGGCCAGCGUCGAGGCGUUCGCGGCCCGCGUCAACACCAGCGGCGAGCUGGACCGCGUGGACCGCGUGGUCGAGAACGCGGGCGUGCUGACCAAGAAGUUCGCCAUGGAUCCCGACCGCGUGUGCGAGCAGACCAUCACGGUCAACGUGGUCAACACGCUGUACCUGGGCCUGCUGCUGCUGCCGAAGCUGAGGGAAACGUCGGUCAAGUUUGCGGAUGAGACGACGGGGGCAAGCAAGCCUCGGGAGACGGUGCUGACCUUUGUAGGCUCGUUUGUGCACUUCCUCACGUGGUUCCCCGAGCGCAGGCAUCCGAGCCACGCCGGCGUGUUUGAAGGGCUCGCGGAUAAGGAAAAGGCGCGCAUGUUUGAUCGGUACAACGUCUCCAAGAUGAUGGAGCUGCUCCUGGUGCGCGAGCUGGCCGGGCACGUCUCCGCCCGGGAGGAGAAAGACCCCGCCGGCGCCGGGAGGGUCACCGUAUCGGUGGUCAAUCCGGGCUGGGUCAUCACCGAUCUCCAGCGCGAAGGGGUCGGCUUGCUCAUGGCGCUCGGCAGGAGGUUCGUUGCCAGGGACACGGAGCUCGGGAGCCGCACGCUCGUGCACGCCGCGCAGGGCGGGCGGGAGACGCAUGGGCAGUUCCUUUCGGAUUGCCGGGUGGAUCAAGCAUCGGGAUGGGUCAGGAGUGCCGACGGCCAGGCCACGCAGAAGAAGCUCUGGGCAGAGCUGAUGGAAAUGCUCGAGCGGACGAACCCGGAUGUCAGGAACGCUCUGUGAUCGAGGCGGUGGCUUCAACGUGGAUGUUUGACCAGCUCGGGUCGGAUGUUUGAGAGCAACUCGGCUGCGAAAAAUCAAUAAUACCCUUUGCUUCUGCGACGCGGCUCUGGUCACUCGGAGCUCUCUCAACACAUUGCGACGUUGUGAUGCCUGAUCUUGACUCCCUUCGUGUUGCAUUUCAUGCUGUCAAAUAUCCCCAUGGGCACAACACAUGGGCGUCUCUC
Molecule: messenger RNA, 1650 nt
Organism: Microdochium trichocladiopsis
Lineage: Eukaryota; Fungi; Ascomycota; Sordariomycetes; Xylariales; Microdochiaceae
Exons: 2
Coding region: 371-1426 (351 amino acids)
Source: RefSeq, a predicted model, not a curated record